This is a messenger RNA of Gallus gallus (chicken), 4537 nucleotides long. It is a transcript of the gene MANSC1, whose product is annotated as MANSC domain containing 1. NCBI's taxonomy places the organism in Eukaryota, Metazoa, Chordata, Aves, Galliformes, Phasianidae. Bases 37 to 1386 code for a protein of 449 amino acids. The transcript has 3 exons. The record is from RefSeq and is marked provisional.
GGCGGCCCGGGAGCGGCGGGCCGUAGGCGGGCGGCCAUGGCUGUGCGCGGGCUCCCGCUCUGCCUGCUGGCCGUCAGCUGCGCGAUGCCUGCGCCGAGCCGGGGCCAGGGCUGUGCCGCGCAGCGAAUGGACAACGCCAUCAUCGAUAUAAACUUGUCUCUCCCCAUGGGUAUCCGAGGUGCGGAACCAGUGCACGUUCCAACACCAGAGGCUUGCAUACAUGCCUGCUGCUUGGGAGAAAAGCUGUCAGGAGGCAAGAAAUGUAACUUGGUGAUUUUUGAUGCUCAAAGGGCAAGCACACAACCAAACUGCUACCUGUUUCAUUGCCCUAGCACAGAGGCUUGUCCGAUGAAACCUGCAAUGGGACUUGUGAGCUACAAAAUAGCUCAAGACACCCAUGCCCUGGAGGACACAUCCUUCAGAAAUGAGGACUUCAGUUCAAAUGAACUCUCUGUACCUUCAGAUGCUGGAGCUUUUAUUUCUCAAAGCCAGACUAGCCAUCAGUAUCAUACCACUGCUUUGCAACAAUCUGUUUUUCAUCAAGCAUCUGAACUCGUGAACCAUAUGGCCAAACAUGUAGACAACACUGAAUUUCAUAGAGUUUUUCCUGAAUCACAAAGGGCAGACAAUCCCAAGAGCUUAGACCCCUUGCCAAGGCAGAAAGUAAUUAAUCCACCACCAAAUAUAUCAUAUACUGUUCAAACUGGAAACCCUUCUGCUUUGUUCCUCACCACUGAGUCUAGUGUUUCCAGUUCCAGCAGUACUACUGUUACUCCCCUGCCUAAAAGUACUGUCAGACUGAAACCUCAUACAACUUCUUUGCUUACAGGUGGUACCAGACCUAGUACUGUCACUAGAACAACCACCUUUAUGCUUACCGCAAUUGCUAGAGCUGAACCUGGUAUCCCUACUGCGAAGAUUGCUGCUACUCGUGUUUUUCUUUCCAGUCUCACAACUUCUGCUUCUACUUCUACAGCCAAGUGGGUGACCUCAAAUCCCGUAACAGCCACCAGCUCAGCAGGGCUCAGAACUUCAUCCAUCCCUCCUGAGCCAACAGCUGUCUCUGCCAGUUAUACCAGUCAUGUUACCCUUGUCUCUUCUUCAAGUUUUGCUCUCUCUACUAGUGCUCCCCCCAUGGCUUCCCUAAACAACCAUAAGGAUUAUGACCCAUCUGAUUCAGAAGGUACCCCCUCAGAGAAUGUUCAGGGAAGAAAAGGCUUUGUUCAGCUGGAAGACAAAAGCAGACUUGUAGCAGCUUUACUUUUUGGGGUCAUAUUCUUGCUGUUAGUUAUUGCACUCACGGGGAAGAAAAUGCAUGAAUCUCUUCGGAAGAGACAAUAUACCAGGUUGGAUUACUUGAUCAAUGGAAUGUAUGCUGAUGUAUGAUGGGGCAUAGGGAAUAGAUUGUUAGGAGCAUUUAUCAUCUUUGUGAGAACUACUCUGAAAGUGAAGAGCGGAUAUGAAAUUUCAGAAGAGGAUGCCUUCCUUCUUUGGUCACCAGUAGCCACAUGGUUUUGCUGGGGAAGAAAACUUUCCAGACUGAAUUAUAAUGUCUAUCAUUUGAUUUAGUAUCAAAUCCUAAAUAUAAACACUCAAGCUAAGCAAAGAAGUUCUCAUAUUUAAGGAGAAAAAUAAUUUCUAGAGUAUAUUCUGUGACUAGAUGAGCACAAUAGAGUUCGACCUAAUUAAUUGAGUACCUGUGCAGCACAUGAGCACUUUCAGUGCUUUUUGCCUCCAAAUACAUAAGUGUUACACAAGUCAGGCAUCAUGUAACUGUAUACGGCAUCCUAUAUACUCUAUCUGAGCCUUAAAUGAGUAUUGGGUAGUAGUAUAUAGCAUCCAAAUGGUUUUAGGUACAAGGAGUAAACUGUAAUAUUCAUAACAUGCUUAGCUUAACUUUCCUUGGCUACAUUGUGUCCAUUGAUAUUUAUCUUGAAUGCUUUCAUGUGCGUAUAUCAUAAGCUAUACUUAAAACCACAUGCUGCAAAUUUUAGUUUGCCUUUUCUGAAGAGAAUACCACCCUCUAGCACACUGAUUUUUUGCAGGACAUGUCAAAUAGUUUUUAUCAUAUUUAGUUAAACAAAGCUGGAAUCAUCUUUUUUUUUUCUUGACAAAUAGCAUGACCAUACGACUUGGCGUAUACAUGAGAAUCUGUUCUAAUAUACUUAAAAACUUAACAAUUAAUUGUAGAGCAGAUGGAAACUUGUGAAGGAACUGAGCAAAGACAAUGGCUGUAUUAUCAGCAGAGGACACAGAAAAAGUAUGGUUUCCAGUUCCUGAAUAUUUAGACAGAUUGAAGGGAAAUAAGGAAGUAUUAAGUAACAUUGAUGGAUGUGUUGUGCAAGAGCCCCAAACUCAGUGAUAAUUCCUACAGUCAGAGAAGCAUUAUCUUCGAACAACUUUGCAUUAUCUUCCUGCUUCUCGCAUUCUUUUAUUUCCCUCACCAGACUAGUGGCUCUUAAAAGCACUGCUUGCAACAGGCCUAAAGUUGAUAGAAACACCCAGAGAACCACAGAAUCGCAGGUCCUCAAGAGAUCACUGAGUCUAAUCCUCCUGCUAAAGCAGCUUCCCUACAGUAGAACACACAGGCAGGCAUCCAAAUGUGUCUCGAAUAUCUCUGUAGAAGGAGAGUCCACAACCUCUGGGCAACCUAUUCCAAUGCUCCAUCACCCUUACUGUAAAGAAGUUCUGCAUGUUUGUAUGGUACUUCCUAUGUACAAGUUUUAGGACUUGUCCUAUCACUACACAACACCGAGAAGACCCUGGCCUCAUCCAUUUGCCUUCCAACUCCCUUUAGAUUGUUAUAAACAUUAAUCAGAACUCUAGAACUCUGGGUAGAAGUGCAUACUCUCAAAGCACAACUUUUUUACUUCUGGGGUCAUGUUCAUAUAACUGGUAAUAAGCACAGCUGCUUUGUAUGUUUCCCUGCCUCUGGAAUAAGAGUGAAGUGAGAGUGCCUGUAAUCAUUCACUGUUUGAACCUCCAGUUCAAACUCUCUUUUUUCCAUACCAUCAUCAGUCUUAAUCUGUUUUCAGAAUGAAACCCUGGAUAUUGAAGUAUCUGUGGCAGGCAGCAUAAUCAACUACAAACAUCAAGAUAGAGAAGGAAAGGUGCCUUCUGAAUAGAAACAAAUAAUUAUAUGACAAAAUAUGAAAAGUAACUCACGUCCAAGAGGUUCUUAGAUCUCUCAAGUUUACUGCAGUGGGAAGCAGUCGUGAUCCAAAAAUGGCCCCAAGGCAAGUUUUCUGGGAGCUCUGACAAUAACUUUAUGCAGAAAAUUCUCUGAAAAUUCUGUUAUUCAACAAAGACAAGUCAGUGUUCCUUAUGUCAAGAAGCUGAAUUCUUGCUGUAUGGAAGCUGCAAGCUGCUUUAUAGAUACAAAACCAUUUGUUUUUUCUACAUUACUUCUAUCUGAUAAUGCUUACGUAAAAAACACUCUGGAUAACAUCUUAGAAUUGAAGAAAUUUGCAGAAGUGUCUCAAGUUGAUGAGCUGGUCUGUUGACUGCACUUUUUGCUUCUUUUUCAUUUUUAUUUUUUAAAAUCAGCUAGUUUCAAAGGUUUGUGGUCAAGGAAUAUGAUAAAGAUGGAAAAUAUUUCUGGGAAGCAAGUUAAGGAAAUCAUAAGUACUAGGUCCAGUUGUGGGCUGUAAAAUGCAGGUCUGAAUCUGAGGUUAACUAUAGUUUUAUCUAAAGAUUUACAGCUUAGUGAGAAGCCUUCUACAUUGCUUAUGCCAUCGUAGCAACUUACUAUGGGAGAGGUAUUGAGAAGAGCGUCUGAAUCUUCACUGUGCAUUUCUACUAUAAUAAAAAACUCGUUGGAGGUAGAGAUGGUUGAUAGUAAUUCAGGCAGUACUGUGCAGUAGACACAGAUUCAAGAGAAGGAGGGCAGACACACUGUAGGGUCAUUCAGAACACAGGGCAUGUAUUUGGCUAAUGUCACUGGAAACAUUGCCUUUCAACCAAAAGAGCCAACAUAAUAUCAUACACUGUGAGUGUAGAAGUGUGAGUGGCAGAAGUAAACCAGUGAGUUGCAUGUGUAUCAUGACUAACUUAGUAAGAAGGCUGAGCUGAGUGGUCUUUAAUGACUCUAAAGGUUAAUACAUAAAUAAAAAAUAAAUAUAGAGUCAUAGAACUGUUUGAAUUGGAAGGACCCAUAAAGAUCACCUGGUUCCAACCUCUCUGCUGUGGGCAGGGACAUUUUGUGCUACACCAGGUUGGUCAAAGUCCCAUCCAGCCUGACCUUGAACUCUCCCAGGAAUGAAGCAUCAACAGCUUCCCUUAGCAUUGCACAUAUAGGGAUAUAUAUUUUCCCAUCCAUUUGCCUUGUUAGAGCAAAUGGGCUUACUGGGUGACCUGCCUGGAACAUCCUGUAGGGGAAUUUAUAGGCUGUGUUUGAACACUAGAUGGCAACAGUAGUUUAUUAAAUAGAAUCGACAAAUGUGAGGAUGUCAAUUUAAAAAUGUUUUAUUUUGUUUGAUUUUUAACUUUCCAGUCUGUGGCUAUUUCACUGCAAAAUACAUUCUGUGACAAAAAUGCA